Fonsecaea multimorphosa CBS 102226 is the source of this 2853-nucleotide messenger RNA. RefSeq lists its product as uncharacterized. Bases 1 to 2853 code for a protein of 950 amino acids. Gene Ontology annotation, cellular component: mRNA cleavage and polyadenylation specificity factor complex. NCBI's taxonomy places the organism in Eukaryota, Fungi, Ascomycota, Eurotiomycetes, Chaetothyriales, Herpotrichiellaceae. Gene Ontology annotation, molecular function: RNA binding. The transcript has a single exon. Gene Ontology annotation, biological process: mRNA 3'-end processing by stem-loop binding and cleavage. The record is from RefSeq and is a predicted model, not a curated record.
AUGUUCACCAUCACUCCUUUGCUCGGGGCGCAGAGCACGUCUCGAGCCUCGCAGUCAAUCCUUGAGUUGGAUGGCGGCAUCAAAAUCUUGGUGGAUGUGGGAUGGGAUGAACGUUUCGACACUCGCCAGCUCGCCGAGAUCGAAAAACAUGCCUCUACUUUAUCAUUCAUCCUCCUCACGCAUGCCACGACUUCUCAUAUUGGCGCCUAUGCGCACUGCUGCAAACACAUCCCCGUCUUUACCCAGAUCCCCGUCUACGCCACACCACCCGUCAUUGCCUUUGGCCGCACCCUCCUCCAAGACCUCUACUCCUCCUCUCCUCUGGCAGCCACGUUCAUCCCAGGCUCAGGCUCCCCUGAAGAUGCAACUAGCGUUGACGACAAAACCCGCUCACAUAUCCUACGGCAGGCUCCGACAUUUGAAGAGAUUAAUAAAUAUUUCACUUUGAUCACGCCCCUCAAGUACUCACAACCUCACCAACCUACACCUUCCCCGUUUUCCGCGCCGAUCGAGGGUCUCACGUUGACGGCCUAUAAUUCUGGUCACACACUGGGUGGCACAAUAUGGCACAUACAACACGGGAUGGAGUCAAUAGUGUACGCUGUGGAUUGGAAUCAAGCCCGAGAGAAUGUUAUUGCAGGAGCAGCCUGGUUUGGGGGCGUUGGGGGUGCCGAAGUCAUCGAACAAUUGCGCAAGCCUACUGCCCUCGUCUGCAGCAGCAUUGGCGCAACAAGAGCCGCGCUGUCUGGUGGUCGGAAGGCUCGUGAUGAGGCUCUAUUGACGCAUAUCAAGAUCUGUGUUGCUAAGGGUGGUACAGUUCUCAUCCCCACCGAUUCAAGCGCGAGAGUUUUGGAAUUGGCUUGGAUCCUUGAAAAGGCGUGGUCCGAUCCCUCAAAUGCAACCUCUUUGAAAACUGCCAAAGUGUACCUGGCCAGUAGAUCCGGCAAUGCUACGCUUCGGCAUGCCAGAAGCCUGCUUGAAUGGAUGGACGACAGCAUUGUACGAGAAUUUGAGGCCGAGGACGAGAAACAAGCGCCGGCGCAGACGCACAGGAGAGGUGGUGGCAGGCAUGCAGAUGGCACAGACGAACCUUCGCGCCCCUUUGAAUUCAAAAACAUCAAGAUCGUGGAGCGGAGGAGCCAAAUGGAAAAGCUCUUGAAGGCGGAAGGGGCUCGAGUCGUCCUUGCGAGUGAUGUGACAAUGGAUUGGGGCUUUUCGCGCUCACUGUUGGAGCAUGUGGUCCAGAGACCCGAGAAUCUGGUGGUUUUGACCGAACGACUAAACAUGCGUCCUGGGUCACAAAGCCCGAGUCAGAUAUUCUGGACUUGGUAUGAAGACCGUCAGGAUGGCGUUGCUCUCGAGAAAGGCCUCCCGACGGGCGAAUGGCUGGAGCAGGUCCAAAGUGGAGGUAGAACGCUCAAGCUACGAAAUUCAGAAAAAGCACCGUUGAACACGCAAGAAAAUCAAAGAUAUCAACAAUAUAUGGCGACUCAAAGACAGAUUCAAGAUUCUCUUACUUCAGCCAACGAGCGAGAUAAUGCUGGUGCGGACGAUAAUAUCGAUGAUGAAUCGAGCUCAACAUCCUCGGAUGAGUCAGAUGACGAACAACAGGGUCGUGUUCUGAAUGUUUCGGCCGCUCUAGGCCACGGAGCACGGAAUAAGCUGGCACUGAGCGAUGCGGAUCUAGGAGUCAAUAUCCUCGUCCGCAAGAAAGGCGUGUAUGAUUACGAUGUGCGGAACAAGAAGGGACGAAACGGUAUCUUCCCAUAUACGCAUUCACGAAGGCGCGGUGACGAGUUUGGAGACUUUAUCAAACCUGAAGAUUUCUUGAGAGAGGAGGAGAAAGAAGACCAAGACGCGGCAAAUGACACCAAAGCUGGAGGUCAGCUCGGACAGAAGCGUAAGUGGGGCGAGGCAAACGAUACCAGGCAUACACAGCACAAGAGAUCUCGAGGAGCACCCGUGCAAGCAACAUCUGGCGAGUCCGCAGUUGAUUCGGACGCAGAGGAUUCCGAUGAAGACGACCAAGUUGAGCGGGAAGGCUUCCAAGGCCCAGCAAAGGUGGUGUAUUCGACCUCGGAAAUCACGGUCAAUGCCAGGCUGGCCUUUGUCGAUUUUGCUGGAUUACACGAUCAGCGCAGUCUGCAAAUGCUGAUACCUUUGAUUGGACCCAAGAAGUUGAUCCUUGUUGGUGGAAAUACUUCAGACACUGUCGCUCUGGCCACUGAUUGCAAGGAGCUUCUUGGGAUGAGAGUAGUGGGAGCUGGAGACGAAGCGUCCACGGAAAUCUUUACUCCUACAGAAGGCCAAACCGUUGAUGCAAGUGUCGACACAAACGCGUGGGUUGUCAAGCUCAGUCGUAACUUGGCAAAGACGCUCCACUGGCAGAACGUGAAGAAUAUGGGAGUGGUGACUAUCCAGGGUCAGCUCAAGGGCGAGCCCUCAGGAGACAAUCUGCAGGAAGAUCCUCAGACCAAGAAGCAGAAAUUUGACACCGAAGUGUCUCUUGCGGCGGACUUCGCGCCACCGCCUCCUGUCGAACCGGUUCUCGAUGUCCUGCCCGCGAGCGUGGCCGCAUCAACAAGAUCCGUCUCCCAUGCCAUCCACGUCGGCGACCUGCGUCUGGCUGACCUGCGAAGGUUAAUAGCACUGGAUGGUCAUGUUGCUGAAUUCCGAGGUGAGGGCACACUGCUAGUCGACGGCAUGAUAGCCGUACGCAAGCUCGGCACAGGAAGGAUCAUAUUAGAAGGUGUUCCGGUCAAUGGAACUGCCAUGACUCGGAACAAGAUGGAUGAUUUCACGCGUGUGAAGCAGAAAAUCUAUGACGGACUCGCAGUUGUCGCGGCUAGUUGA